AUGUUCAUUACAGUAUUACAUGGAGAUAAUGAACAUGCCCUUUUCAAUAUAUUCUGUAAAAUUCCGGUUUUGCUGGACUGUAUCAAACAGAACUGUCACCAUGAGAUCAAAGCUGAGAUUGACCUAGCUGAUGAGAGUGGACAAGUGAAGAAUUUAUUGCAAAACCAACAUUGCUACGCUUCUGACAUCCUGGCUGAACGAGAAGUUUAUAUUCUUCUUGGUGUGAACAAACCGAGCAGGGCAUCAACACCUGUGUACAUACCAUUACUGAACAAUGAUAAUAUAGUCAAUUCCAAAUUCCUAGCUGGUGUUUACAAAAUGCCAUUUAAGUUGCAAUUGAAGAUGCUUGCCAGGUAG
Molecule: messenger RNA, 357 nt
Organism: Hemiscyllium ocellatum (epaulette shark)
Lineage: Eukaryota; Metazoa; Chordata; Chondrichthyes; Orectolobiformes; Hemiscylliidae
Exons: 5
Coding region: 1-357 (118 amino acids)
Source: RefSeq, a predicted model, not a curated record